CCUCCCCAAGCAAAGGUUUUCUAUUCUCAAUUAGUCUCAACCCAACCAAAAGUUAUUGUUAUUUUUUAGAAUGUUAAGACAUAUAUAAUACAUAGUAUAUAAUUAAUUAGAUAGAAAAACAAAUAAGUUAUCACAUAGAUCAAUAGAGGAAAGAAAUAGAAAAGAGCAAAAAUGUCAUUCACCGGGACAUUGGAUAAAUGCAAGGCUUGUGACAAAACUGUUUACUUCGUCGAUUUGUUGUCCGCUGAUGGAUGCAUCUAUCAUAAAUCUUGUUUCAAAUGCAGCCAUUGCAAAGGCACUCUUGUGAUGAGCAAUUACUCUUCCAUGGAUGGGGUUCUUUACUGUAAGACCCAUUUUGAGCAACUCUUCAAAGAAUCUGGGAAUUUUAGCAAGAAUUUUCACACUUCGAAGCCUCCAGAGAGGGAGAAUUCAAUGACAAAGAGCUCAAGCAAAUACUCUGCCAUGUUCUCUGGAACCCAAGACAAAUGUGCUUCUUGCACCAAAACAGUCUAUCCUCUUGAGAAGGUUACGAUGGAGGGAGAAUCAUAUCACAAGUCAUGUUUCAAGUGCGCACAUGGAGGUUGUCCCUUGACACAUGCAACGUAUGCCGCACUAGAUGGAGUGCUCUACUGCAAGCACCACUUUGCUCAACUCUUCAUGGAGAAGGGAAGCUACCAGCACGUCCUUACUGCCACCCACAAAAGGAAUGCUUCCGCGGCGUCUGAUGGAGCUGAAGAGGGGGAGGAGCAUUCUGCCGCCGCCGUCGAUGAAGCCAAUCAUGACAAACAAGCCGAUGAAGAACAAAAUUAGUCCUAAGUAUAAUUAAAGUUCCAAGCCUUGCCUAACACACAUUAAUUUUUCUAUAUUCUUUUUGAGAAUAUUAUUCAUUAUUUCUUGUGGUUUUUCAUUGUGUUGAGAUUGUCUUAAUCAAUUAUUAUUGUUGUGUCAUUUUCUCAAUGAUUAGCUUGUCGUUUAUUUUUUUAUUUUUGUGCCUUUUGUAAACCCUAUUGUUCCAAAUGAUAAAUUGUACUAUACAC
Molecule: messenger RNA, 1037 nt
Organism: Cuscuta epithymum
Lineage: Eukaryota; Viridiplantae; Streptophyta; Magnoliopsida; Solanales; Convolvulaceae
Source: the annotation of a GenBank genome assembly